Oncorhynchus mykiss (rainbow trout) is the source of this 966-nucleotide messenger RNA. The record is from RefSeq and is a predicted model, not a curated record. NCBI's taxonomy places the organism in Eukaryota, Metazoa, Chordata, Actinopteri, Salmoniformes, Salmonidae.
AUGGCUUGUUUCUGCUGGUGCAAAAAGAAAAAACGUCAGAAAGCAAAUUCAGUUGAUGUGGAGCAGAAGACAAGAAAGAAGAAGGAGAGGGGCACUUCAUCCCCCUCUCCAAUUCCAUCUGACCGUUCUGAACGGAAUGGCUCCGCUACCUCUGACCCCUCACCCUCUGACCAACUCUCCUCCCUCCAUCCACCUCCCUCUCCUGUUAAAUGUUCCUCUCAGCCUUGCUCUCCUGUUAAACAACCCUCUGUACCCCGGUCACCUGCCAAAAACCCUUCCCCAGUGAAAUUCUCUCCAGUGGUGUCCCAGCCUAGUUCUCCCUCUCCUACCAACCCUCUGGACCGUCAUGGAGACACCAGUCAGGAGGGCACAACAGUCAGAUCUCUGUCUCUUCAGGAACACUCUAGUCCAACGCCCCAGAGACCAGUCUCAGCCACCAGAAGCAUGACUCUUCCCAGGGCCAGCUCAGCCACCAGAAGCAUGACUCUUCCCAGGGCCAGCUCAGCCACCAGAGGGUCAGAAGAGACCCAGGGGGCCAGAGGAGAACGGGGGGAACUGGUCAACAUGGAACUUCUUGGGUUGCCUAACAUUGGCAACACUUGCUUCCUUAACGCCACCCUGCAGUGCCUCCUGGUCCUGCCUUCCUUCUCAAAGGAAAUCCUGCACCAGGAACAACUCUGGAGCUCCUCCCCCUUCUCCAACCUGCUCAGGUGUCUGUCUGAUGUGCACCGUUCGGGUCUACCUGACAGUGUGGCAAACCAGGCCUCAAAAGCAGACCUCAUGUGGAAGGUCAACUAUACCUGCCCUGUUUCCCAGCUGGAGUUCCAGCUUGUGUCGGUGUGCACAUGUACCAGCUGUGGGCGCGAGUCGUCCACCAGAGAGGACUACAACCACCUCUCAUUGGACAUCAGCCCUGAGCGCACCUUGCUGAACAGCCUAGCACUCACUUUCAAAGUCAGCACUUAG